Molecule: messenger RNA, 612 nt
Organism: Arachis stenosperma
Lineage: Eukaryota; Viridiplantae; Streptophyta; Magnoliopsida; Fabales; Fabaceae
Exons: 2
Coding region: 1-612 (203 amino acids)
Source: RefSeq, a predicted model, not a curated record
AUGGGCAAUACUUCUAGUUACUACAGUGCGGUGUAUGCUAAUCCGCAUAUACAUCGGCGUAAAGAACUGUGGGGUGACUUGACAAGGAUUGCUAAAAUGAUCCACGGACCUUGGAUUGUGUUAGGGGACUUUAAUGAUGUUCUGUUGCAGAGUGAAGUUAAAGGGGGGCAGUUUAGACUUGCCAGAGCAGAACAAUUUGCGAAAAUAUUGGAGGAUUGUAGGCUGUUUGAUAUGGGGGACUAUUGGGAGAAGAUUCACUUGGUACAGGAAGGUGAAAGGUGCAAGAUGGUAGAGAGGGCUACCAAAGGCCAUCGUCCGUUCAGAUUCCAGACUGCAUGGAUGACUCAUCCUCUUUUUAAGAAUGUUGUUCAUAUAGCUUGGAAUAAAGGAGCUCCGGAUGUGGUCAAAUGUUUGUUGAAGGUUCAAAAAGAAGCAACUAGCUUCAAUAAAAAGGUUUUUGGCAAUAAUUUUGUAAAGAAAAGGGAGCUGGAGAGGCUUUUGAAUGACGUUCAGAUUACUCUGGAGAAUUGGGAGGAUCAACAACUUAGGAUCAAAGAGCAAGUUUUGCAUCAGGAACUGAAUGAUGUCCUUCUUCAAGAAGAGCUGUUGUAG